CACACUGUUCCGGUCCGCGUGUUGAUAAAAAACAUAAAACUGCAAAAUGAAAACACCAAAAACAAAAGAAGCCAAAAAAGCUGAAUUAAAAGCUGUGAAAAAGGAACCUGGCUUGGCGGAGGAGAGCAAGAAGGUCAAGAAGCCCAAGGACAAGGCCAAGAAGAAGCAGCCUAAGCUGCCCAAAGAGGAGGUAAAGGCAGCGGUCCAGGAGAGCUCCCAGAAGAAGCUGUCCGCCAAGGACCUGGCCAAGAUCGAGAAAAAGAAGGCCAAGAAGCUGGCUCAGAAGCUAAAGAAACAGCAAAAUAAGGCGGCACCCAAGGACAUCAAGCAGGAGUCAGAACCCACCAAAGUUAAGGGCAAGACCAUUAAAAAGGAGGGGGAGAAGUCGACGUCAGCGCCCGUCAAGGCGAAACCAAAGGGAAAGGCCACCAAAGCCAAGGCCAAUAACAAGGAUGAGGGAGCUGUCAAGAGGGAACGCAAUCCCGCCGACGAGGCAGCCACUGUUUUUGUGGGCAAUCUGCCCAUCAAUACCAAGCGGGUGCAGAUAGUCAAGCUCUUCCAGCCAUUCGGAACUGUGCAAUCCAUUCGUCUGCGCACAGCCGGUGGCAAGCUGCUCUUCAAGCACAAACAGCGCAAGGAUGCCGGCUCGCUAAAUGCCUACGUGGUGCUGCAGACUCCGGAGAUUGCCCAAAAGGCGCUAGAACUGCACGGCUCCGAGUUUAAGGACAACCAUCUGCGCGUGACGCCGGCGGCCAAAGCGGCGGCUGAGUGGAACGGUCAGAAUAACGAGCAGCCCAAUGACAAGGAUGCCAAGCGCACGAUUUUUGUGGGCAGCCUGAAAUACUCGGCAAAUGAGGAGAAGCUGCGUGAAAUCUUCUCCAGCUGCGGCGAAAUCGACUACAUCCGCUGCCUCCAGGAGGGCGUCAAGGGCUGCAAGGGCGUGGCCUACGUGUGCUUCCAAAAACCCGACGCCGUGGGCUUGGCCUUGGAACUAAAUCAGACCCUCCUUGAUGAUAGGCCCAUCAACGUGGAGCGUUACUUGGUGAAGAAGCUGGGCGCCAAGCAGGUGCGCGAUGCCGCCGCUGCCGCUGCUGCUUCGAACACAUCUGGAAAGGCCAAGGCCAAGAAACAGAAUUCUGCUGGGGCCAAGAAACGACUGGACAAGAAGAAGGGCAAGGACAAUGGCACGCCGGCCAAGGAUACCAAGGCAACAGCUGGCAGUGGUCAGAAGAAGAAGUCCGAAUACCGGGGCGUGAAGGUUGAUGGCAUCAAGAAGGCCAAGAAGCCGAACAAGAAGAAGAGCAACGACCAACAGCAAGCACUGGCGAAAAAGAUAGCCCCCAAGUCUAAGAGUUAAUUUCGUACCAGCUUAGAUCUAAGUUUUUUUAAUUAGUUGCAAUCCAAUUGAAAGGUCUUUCAUUUCUCCUUUUGUUGUAGCGAAGUUGACCACCGACGUUGACGGGGUAAUCGUUGAAAGAUUACUCGCAAGAAAAUUAAAAUAAAUACAGAUUUUUUUAAAA
This is a messenger RNA of Drosophila kikkawai, 1520 nucleotides long. Its product is annotated as RNA-binding protein 34. The record is from RefSeq and is a predicted model, not a curated record. Lineage: Eukaryota; Metazoa; Arthropoda; Insecta; Diptera; Drosophilidae. Gene Ontology annotation, cellular component: cytoplasm; nucleus; ribonucleoprotein complex. Gene Ontology annotation, molecular function: mRNA binding.